This is a messenger RNA of Prunus avium (sweet cherry), 1268 nucleotides long. The record is from RefSeq and is a predicted model, not a curated record. Lineage: Eukaryota; Viridiplantae; Streptophyta; Magnoliopsida; Rosales; Rosaceae.
AGUGAAGAAAGAGAUCUCGUGAAUAUUUUUGCUAGUCUCAGUCUAAAGCCUUCGAAUCUUCCUGCUCGAGAUGCUCCUUGGAAGGGAGAGGCUUCAUCCUUGAUGCAGCCACGCCUGGAGAAUUCAUUGGUGGGUUAAACACUACCAUGUAAUGCCAGGAACCAAGCCAAACAAAAAAAAUUAAAAACUCAGAGAGAAUGAGAGGGGAAAUUGACUCUUUCCAACUAACAGGAACAAGACAUUUUCCUUAAAGACUACCAAUAGAUUGAUAGUGUUCUUAUGGUCAACAAGGACAAGAAUUCCAGGGCUGCUCACCUUGAGUACACCUGUACUACAAUACAUGCCUAAUGGGAGAAGUGGUUGUACGCUCAAAAUCAAAACUCUCCUUUGAAUAUCCUACGAAGGUUGAAUAUAAUGAAAGAUGUUGCAUCGGCAUUGGAAUACCUUCAUCAUGGUCAUCGUCCAAAUCAUGUUGUCCAUUGUGAUGUGAAGCCAGGAAACAUACUACUUGAUGAUGACAUGGUUGCACAUGUUGCUGAUCUUGGCAUUGCAAGACUCUUAGGUGAAGGAGAUUCUAUGACCCAAACCACGACCCUUGCCACAAUUGGGUAUAUGGCUCCAGAGUUUGGAAUGGAAGGAAUCAUUUCAACCAGAGGAGAUGUGUAUAGUUUCGGUAUUGUACUAAUGGAGACAUUCACAAGGAAGCCAACUGAUGAAAUAUUUGUUGGGGAGAUGAAUUUAAAGCAAUGGAUUGCAAACUCGUUACUUCCAGAUGCUGCAAUUGUUGAAGUUGUUGAUGCCGAUUUACUUGGAACAGAGGAAGAUGGUGAUUUUGUGAGCAGGAGGGAUUGCUUAUCAUCCAUUAUGAGAUUAGCUCUAGCAUGUUGUGCAGAAUUGCUGAAAGAGAGGAUUAACAUGCAAGAAGCUCUAGUCACACUCAAUAAAAUCAAGAUUAAGUUUUUGAAGGACAUAAAGUCAAGCAAACAUUCUGCAUAAAGAAUUUUUGAUUCAAGACUGGGACAUGGAUUAUAUGACUUGGACAAUACGAACUGUACUUGUGAGGGUUUGCACUCAACAUUCAUCCAAUCUCCUUCCUUUGUUCUAACCUCCAAGCCAGCGACGUCAUGCUGAACAACAAUGGUGGUAAGUUCAUGUCUGUGUGGCUCGGAAACCUUACUUUGGAGUCGUUGUCCUCUGGUACUGUAUAUUUGAUGAAUCUAAGAAGGUGACCGUUGGAACUACCAACUGGCCACUAUGUUAUAGCUUAA